AUGGAGUACUUAAUUUUGGAGGAGAAAUAUAAAAACCUCUUGAACAAAUCCAACCAUGAGAAGGCUGUCCUGAAAAAGGAGUCACAGGCCCUACGGAAAAAGUUACAGAACCUCGAAGGGGCCUAUAUCGAAAAGGAAAAAGAGGUGGCGGAUAUACUAGGGGAGAAAGAAAACCUGGAAAAUCGACUUAGCAUAAUUGGGAAAGAAAAUGAAUCUUUGGAGGAGGAAAUAAUAAAACUUAACGAAAAAAUAGUGGACCUGACCGAUUUAUCUAAAACGUAUCGACAAAUGAUAAAAAGCCGAAACAAGGAAUUGCAACACUCGCACUUUUUGGUUGCUGAAAAUAUGCACCUUAGAAAUAGCCUUGAGCUGGCGCAUAGCGAAAAGCUAGAGAUGGAAUCCGAAUUGGGAAAGAAAAAAAACAUCAUACGGUUGAUCAAAGAUAAGUAUAAAAACAACAUAGGCAGGCUUCUUGAAAAGUUUAACGAAAAGGAUAGACACUUUUACGAGUUCCAAACUUCCGUCGUAAAAGAAUUGAACAAUUUAAAAAUGGCCAUCCGGCGGGAACAGGAAAACACCUUUUAUGACGAUAGUAUACGGGACGAUACUAUUUUUAACAUAAGCCAUCACCUAGAUGUGCUGAUCAAAAAGAUGGAGGAAAAAAUGACAAUAUCCGUAACGAAGUAG
Molecule: messenger RNA, 687 nt
Organism: Plasmodium knowlesi strain H
Lineage: Eukaryota; Apicomplexa; Aconoidasida; Haemosporida; Plasmodiidae
Product: conserved Plasmodium protein, unknown function
Exons: 8
Coding region: 1-687 (228 amino acids)
Source: RefSeq, a predicted model, not a curated record